This is a messenger RNA of Anolis carolinensis (green anole), 3194 nucleotides long. It is a transcript of the gene tmem237, whose product is annotated as transmembrane protein 237. The record is from RefSeq and is a predicted model, not a curated record. The transcript has 13 exons. Gene Ontology annotation, biological process: cilium assembly. Bases 114 to 1292 code for a protein of 392 amino acids. NCBI's taxonomy places the organism in Eukaryota, Metazoa, Chordata, Lepidosauria, Squamata, Anolidae. Gene Ontology annotation, cellular component: ciliary transition zone.
UUAUGAUUGGGGUACGCGUUGGUGUAAAGCUGUGACGUUUUUUGAACUUCCUUCCCCUCCCUUCCUUGGAGACCGAGAGGCGUCGCCUUGGAGAGAGGCCCUCACGCAGCGCCAUGGAGGACACCCGCCCGUGUCCACCCCGUGUUCUUCCACCAGUGCCAAGAGGAAAUCAAGAUGAAAUUCCUCUUGGUCGCCAAAAACGGAAAAAGGCUAAGGGAAGAAACUCAUUAGAUGACAUUGUUCAAGCAGCUGUUCGCCGGACGUCUGAAAGCAGUGAGCCUCUGACACCUGAGGAUGGCCCACCGCAGGAUGGCCCACCUCAGAGGAAGCGCAAGAAAAAGAGAGCACCUCUAGAAUCAGAGACCUCUUUCACGGAGCAAAAUGGAAAUAGCAUGGAUCCUUUACCAGCAGAAGAAAACAGAAUGGAAGAAACAGCGACUCGUAAACAACGGAAAAGAGUGAAGAAGACACGUCCAGCAGAAAUUUCCAAUGAGCUGGGUGUGGAGGAAGAAGAUAUUAUUGAAGAUGAGCAAAUUAAAGGCUCAGAACAGCAUCCCGUGUUUUCGGUCCCAACUGGCGUUAGCCAACCUAUUAGCAAGGUGUUUGUUGAAAAAAAUCGCCGCUUUCAAGCUGCUGAUCGCAAAGAUUUGAUUAAAACUACUGAAAACAUUGAUGUGUUUAUGGAUAUAAAGGCAUCAUGGACUACAAAGGAUGUGGCACUCUCUGUUCACCGUGGGUUUAGGGUGAUUGGACUCUUUACUCAUGGCUUUCUUGCUGGUUAUGCGGUCUGGAAUAUCAUAGUGAUUUAUAUUCUGGCAGGAAACCAGCUAUCAACCGUCUCAAACUUGCUGCAGCAGUACAAGGAUUUGGCCUAUCCUGCUCAGUGUCUCUUUUACUUUCUACUUACAAUUAGCACAGUCUCAGCUUUUGACAGGAUCGAUUUGGCUAAAGCAUCUGUAUCCAUACGCGGCUUUCUUACUUUGGACCCAGCAGCGCUUGCAUCUUUCAUGUACUUUGCUGCUCUUAUAUUAUCUCUGAGCCAGCAAAUGACAAGUGACAAAAUCAACCUUUAUACGCCACCUUCAGAGAAUGGUAGCCUCUGGACAUCAGAUGCAGAGGAACAUAUUCUUCAGCCCUGGAUUGUGGUUAAUCUUGUGAUAGCUCUUCUUGUUGGAUUCUCCUGGCUCUUCAUGUCCUACCGCCCCCAGCUAGAUCACAGCGAAGAACUGAUGUUUAAUGCUGAAGUGGAAGAAUUUCCCCCACCAGAAAGAGAAGCCAAAAUAUCUUCAUAGUAUAGAGCAGUUCUUCAAAUAUGAUAUAGUCAUGUUGCCUUAGAAUUACCUAUUUUACCUGUACUUCAUCCUUUCGUAUUUAAAUAUUUUUUCAUUAUUUGUUUUUAUUAUGUGUACAGUAUAUUGUAUUAACUAUAUUUUUAAAAUGCCUAUAGUUAAGGUCAUGCAGAGUAAAAUUUUAUUUUUUAAGAAUCAGAAAUUACUUCCUAAAUGUCUAGUUGAAAUGUAAUGCCCAGUUUAUUGAAGGAAAAAACAAACAAAUGAAACAGGAAAUUCAGAAGAAAAGGAGAGCAUCUUUAAUCAUCUGUAUUUUAUAUUUGUGUUAUUGACCUGGGUACACAUUUAUCUUCAAAAUAUCAGAUGAAUUUCAGUGCCAAUUUGUUCUUAAACAAUUAAAUUAGGUUUUAAAAUACCAUUCUAAACCAUUAGCAUCACAGGAACUUUAAAAGUUUUUAUUGAAGUGUUUAUAAAAUAUUUCUAUGUAUUGGUGCAUUUUAGCCAUGGAUUACUACUGCCAUCUAUAAUGCCAUACAAUUCAUGUUUUAUACAACCUCAUUUUUAAACUUACUUGAACAGGAAUAUGCAUCUAUCUGUUUCAUCCCUUAUCUUGGAAAAAUUAGAUUUCAGCACAAUGUACAACUGUUUAAUAUGGUUUCAUUUGCUGGCUAAAGUUCAUAUUUUUUUAUUGGAAGUUUAUCCUGUGAGACAGUGUACCGGCACAAAAUACUUCUUAAAGACCAAGAGCUGAUUAUAUCUGACAUUACAAAAGUAGUUGAAAACGUUGAUUAAUCUAAAAACUGAAAUUUGUAAGCCUCUUUCAUAAUGCAAUUUAAAUUAUCAAUAACUUGAUACUCACAUUGAUUUGAAAAGUGUUAUUAUAAUGCUACCUCUAUUCAAUUGUGUAAUUAAAAUAUUUUUCUUACAUUUUUAAUCGAAAUACAAUAAUGAUGAUACGGUGAGAAUACUGGAAAUUCUUUAGGCUUUUAAAAACUAUGUGUCUUCAUAAAUUUGUGCUGCACUCCCCUACUAAUGAGUGUAUUGAUACAAAUACUUCAACUGAAUUAUUUUUUUAAUCCUGAGAAUCUGCUACAAGAUUUCUAAGAGAUUAAAUCAGGGGUCCCCAAACUUUUUAAGUGGAGGGGCCGGUUCACUGUCCUUCACACUGCAGGGGGGCCUGACUAUGAUGAAAGUCCAAAAUUAGGAUUGUAAUUGUUGUGUGCCUUCAAGUCAUUUCAGACUUAGGUCUGAACCCUAAGUCUAAAGUUUAGGACGGGCUAGGUAAAUGACCUUGGAGGGCAGUAUCCAGCCCAAGGGCCUUAGAUUGAGGACCUCUGGAUUAAAUCACAAAAGCAAAAGACAACUGUAGGCUGUGGUAUGUGGACUCCCAGGGCCACUCAUGUUUUUGUGUGUUUUAAAGUUGCUUUUGACUUGCCAUGGGGUUUUCUUUACAAGAUUUAUUCAGAGAUUUGUGCCAUUGCUUUACACCAAGGCUGAGCAAGUGUGACUUGCCCAAGGUCACCCAGUGGAUUUCCAUGUCAUUAUAGCCCAAACCACUAUGCCACACUGGCUCAGCUCUCCCCUGGUCAACUCUCAACUUUAGAAAAUCAGCUGAGAAAGCAUCCUUCCAAUACCAUCUGGGGGGUAUAGGAGUGGUCAGUUUCACCACCAUCAUUGUUUUUAAACUGAAAGUGGCUUUUGGUCAAUUUCUGGUCUGAAAAGAAGUCUGAGGAGGUCAAAAGUCAUAGCAAAAUUGUCCUCAUAGAAGGCAUAAGGGAGGCUUCUUAGUUUUAAAACAUUGUUAGCUAAUCUGCAAGAAUUUUAAAUGACUGGAUGGAUAGAGGUGAUACUUGUGUUAUGUUCAAAGAAGAGUGGCAAUUAAAUUUUCACAUCUUUGCAACUUGA